Messenger RNA from Helicoverpa armigera (cotton bollworm), 700 nucleotides. RefSeq names its product fibrillin-1-like. NCBI's taxonomy places the organism in Eukaryota, Metazoa, Arthropoda, Insecta, Lepidoptera, Noctuidae. The record is from RefSeq and is a predicted model, not a curated record. Bases 55 to 513 code for a protein of 152 amino acids. The transcript is spliced from 3 exons.
GUAUAAAUAUACACACGAGCGUGUGAUAAUAUCAUAACGCGUUGAGACGUCAACAUGAUGAAGUACGCGUGCGUCGCGCUGUUCUCCUGCUGUGUAUUGUUUUGUGCCGGUUUAGAUAAAGACUGUGGAAAAAACGAAGAGUAUCAAUGUGUGCGGGAGUGCCCCGGUGAAAGAACAUGCAACGAUCGUGACAUAUCGAUAUCUUGUUUGCCCGAAGAUAACUAUUGUCAUUACAUAUGUGCUUGCAAGCAUGGAUUUAUAAGGAAUGAAAAUAAUGAAUGUAUUAGUGAAGAUCAGUGUGAAAUAUGUACAAGAGAGAAUGAGGAGUAUGACUGCGGCGAAUUGUGUGACAAUGUUUGUGCGACGUUGUCUGAGCGGAACAGAACCCACUGUGAUCUGUGGAACCCCAGAUGUGUCCGCCAGUGUUACUGCAAGGAUGGCUACGCAAGAGACGAGAACAGAAAUUGUAUACCUGUAGACGAAUGCCCUGAAACACCAAAAUAUGAAGAGUAGUAAAAAAAUAAUGAGUCUGUCCUUCUAAUUUUCUAUUGUAAUAAAUAUUAACAAAAAUGAAAAAAGUUUACAUAACUGUAAAAAGAACAGCCCAGCUGACAUAACUAUUUCUGAAGUGCCUAGACUCCGAUGAUUGUUAGGCAUAGUUCUAAGCUUGGAGUUCGAAUUUCAGGUUCGAAUGUUAGGU